Manacus vitellinus (golden-collared manakin) is the source of this 1047-nucleotide messenger RNA. It is a transcript of the gene DND1, whose product is annotated as DND microRNA-mediated repression inhibitor 1. Lineage: Eukaryota; Metazoa; Chordata; Aves; Passeriformes; Pipridae. The record is from RefSeq and is a predicted model, not a curated record. Gene Ontology annotation, biological process: mRNA stabilization; negative regulation of miRNA-mediated gene silencing. Gene Ontology annotation, molecular function: mRNA binding. The annotation marks the transcript as partial. Gene Ontology annotation, cellular component: nucleus; cytoplasm. The transcript has 3 exons.
AUGCUCCCAGCUGGGAGGUUGGAAACAUUUCGCUCUGACAAUCAUCUCCCUCCUCAGAAGUGGACCAAAAGCAUCAACCAGGCCAGAAAGAUGUCCCUGCUCGCCUGGGAGAAGGAGACCGGCAUCGAGCUGGUGCAGAUCAACGGGCAGCGGCGCUACGGGGGGCCACCCCCAGGCUGGGUGGGUGACCCGCCGCCCGCCGACACCGAGGUGUACAUCGGGAAGCUGCCGCAGGACUUGUACGAGGACGUCCUGAUCCCGCUCUUCCAGAGCGUGGGGAAGCUCUACGAGUUCCGCCUCAUGAUGACCUUCAGCGGCCUCAACCGGGGCUUCGCCUACGCCAAGUACAGCAGCCACCGCGGCGCCAGGGACGCCAUCGCCGCCCUCAACCACUACCCCGUGCGCCAGGGCUGCGCCAUCGUGGUGUGCUGGAGCACGCAGAAGCGGGAGCUGAGUGUGGACGGCCUGGCCGCCUCGGUGAGCCAGCAGGAGCUGGAGGCCACGCUGCAGAGGGCCACCCAGGGCAUCCUCAGCGUCACCCUGCACGCCAGCCCCCGCCAGAGACAGGCCAAGCUCGCUGUGCUCCAGUACAGCUCGCACCAGGCUGCUGCCCUGGCCAAGAAAGCCCUGAUGGAAGGGAACCUGAGGCUCAGGGGAUCGGGGAUGAGGGUGGAGUGGCUGCACCCUGACCUGAAGCAGAAGCUGCAGCUGUGGGAAGAGAGGCCACCAGCCAGCCAGGUGCAGGAGAACAAGAGCCUGGCAGCGCCCAAGCCACUGGCCCUGCCUCCAGCGGUGCAGAACAUGUUGGACCACCUGAACACCCUGCGCAGGAGGCAAUGCCUGGGGAUGCCCCUGUUCCUCACUAAGUGCAUCCGGGUGAACCCCAACGGGUGGCUGCAGUUCUGGUACCAGGUGCAGAUCCCGGGGUACCCCGUGCCCUUCAGUGGGUUCACGUGGGUCCGGCAGGAUGGGCAGGGCCAGAGCAGGCACGAGGAGGCCAAGGCUGCAGUGGCGCUGCACAUGCUCCGUGUCUUAGGUGAGCCUUUG